Capsella rubella is the source of this 1262-nucleotide messenger RNA. RefSeq names its product extensin-3. The record is from RefSeq and is a predicted model, not a curated record. The coding region runs from base 31 to 948 and encodes 305 amino acids. The transcript is spliced from 2 exons. Gene Ontology annotation, molecular function: structural constituent of cell wall. NCBI's taxonomy places the organism in Eukaryota, Viridiplantae, Streptophyta, Magnoliopsida, Brassicales, Brassicaceae. Gene Ontology annotation, biological process: plant-type cell wall organization.
CCCAAACACAAACCAAAACAAAAACAACCAAUGGGGUCUCCAAUGGCCUCUUUAGUGGCAGCUUUGCUUGUCUUAACAAUCUCUCUCACCUUUGUAUCUCAAUCUACCGCUAACUAUUUCUAUUCUUCUCCACCACCGCCUGUUAAACACUAUUCUCCUCCGGUCAAACACUAUUCUCCUCCACCGGUUAAACACUACUCACCUCCACCGGUUUACCAUUCUCCACCCCCACCCAAGAAACACUACGUGUACAAGUCUCCCCCUCCUCCGGUUAAACACUACUCUCCCCCACCAGUUUAUCACUCUCCACCCCCACCAAAGAAACACUACGUGUACAAGUCACCUCCUCCUCCAGUCAAACACUACUCUCCCCCACCGGUUUAUCACUCUCCACCACCACCCAAGAAACACUACGUGUACAAAUCACCUCCUCCUCCGGUUAAGCACUACUCUCCCCCUCCAGUUUACCAUUCUCCACCACCACCAAAGAAACACUACGUCUACAAAUCUCCUCCUCCUCCGGUCAAACAUUACUCUCCUCCCCCAGUUUACCAUUCCCCACCACCACCAAAGAAACACUACGUCUACAAAUCACCACCUCCUCCGGUUAAGCACUACUCUCCCCCACCGGUUUAUCACUCUCCACCCCCACCCAAGAAACAUUACGUUUACAAGUCUCCUCCUCCUCCGGUGAAGCACUAUUCUCCCCCUCCAGUUUACCAUUCUCCACCCCCACCAAAGAAACACUACGUUUACAAAUCUCCACCACCACCGGUUAAGCACUACUCUCCUCCCCCAGUUUACCAUUCCCCACCCCCACCAAAGAAACACUACGUUUACAAAUCUCCACCACCACCAGUUAAACACUACUCUCCCCCUCCAGUUCAUCACUCUCCUCCACACCAUCCUUACCUCUACAAAUCCCCUCCACCACCAUACCACUAUUAGAAUUCUCUAUCACGGAGAACACGAUGUAUACAAGAAGACAAAGACAAGACGAAUCCAUUACUCGUGAUUGUAAUAAGAGAAAGAAAAGAUGAAAGAUAUAAUCCAAGCAGAGAAAGCUUUCUCAUCAUUUUCAAAGUGUUUUUAGAGUUUUAUUGUAAUAAACAUGUGUCUAUUGAUCAAUCAAUGGUAUAUGCAUGUAAUCAGUAGUCACACAUAUAUGUUUGUAAGAUUAAAUUACGUCUUGUUUCUUUCUGAUUUUUUAAUGUGCAAGUUUGCUUUGUCCCAAUUAAUAAAAGAGAGUUUCUUAGUUAAAA